Messenger RNA from Betta splendens (Siamese fighting fish), 4431 nucleotides. It is a transcript of the gene lrrc8db, whose product is annotated as leucine rich repeat containing 8 VRAC subunit Db. The record is from RefSeq and is a predicted model, not a curated record. The coding region runs from base 701 to 3256 and encodes 851 amino acids. Lineage: Eukaryota; Metazoa; Chordata; Actinopteri; Anabantiformes; Osphronemidae. Gene Ontology annotation, molecular function: protein binding. The transcript has 2 exons.
GAAUCAUUUGGACCGUGUCAAUUUUUAUAAUAUUUGUAGAAAAAUUGCUCUUGUGAAAACAGAAGUGUUAAAACAUUUCAAGAACAUUAGAGAGUUUACAUUUGUGUUGUAGAAAAUAUAACCUGCUGGUGAGCCUCAUUUGACCACUGACCUAAUUAUACAACAUUUGUAAAACAAGUGUUUUACUAAAUAAUUUUAAGGAGUUUUGGCCACCAUCAGAUCAGUUCUGUGCUGAAUAAGGACUGAGAAUUUGAUGUGAAUUUAUUUUGAUAUAGUUGUCAAUAAUGGGCAAUUGUAAAUAAAUUUGUAAUGGAAACAAGCAUUCAGUUCGUUUUAUACUGUCCGUCAAGGCCAAUCAGCUGCUUCUAAUCAUCUCAGCUUAAACCUGUAAAGCGCCACUAAACUGCCGUCAGCUGAUGAUCGCGCUCUCACGCGGUAAGAGUCAUCGCUGUGAUGUGUUGUGUGAAUAGCAUCAACCCGAGCGCACUUCCCGCAGCUGGUGCAGCGGCGGCUGUGACAGCAGCGGAGGACCCGACCAUCUGAGGCUCGGUGGGGGUAGCCGGCUAAGCUGCUUACAGCCCGGUCAGCGGGCCCGCGGAAGAAUGACCGGCUUCGCGUCCGCAGAUGAACAUGGCGUGUGAGAAGAGGCGUCGUCUGGUGCUGCUGACAACGACAUAACGCGAUCAGACCUCCUGAAGGAAUGUUCACCCUCACAGAGGUAGCCUCUCUGAACGACAUCCAGCCGACGUAUCGGAUACUUAAGCCUUGGUGGGAUGUCUUCAUGGAUUAUCUUGGUAUAGUCAUGCUGAUGUUGGCCAUAUUCUCUGGAACCAUGCAGUUAACUAAAGACCAAGUGGUUUGUCUUCCGAUCCUGGAACAGACUCAGGAGGGGCCUGGGAGGUUUUUGGAUGCCCGGCCACCAGAGACGGCUGAUGUUUUCUGGAAUAAAGAGAACGCUAUCGGGGAGCAGGCCGCUCCGCUGAGGGCAAAGCGGCCUCCUGAUAGAAUUGCACCUACAGUUCAUGCCACACAGCCAGCCUCGUUUGGGCAGCCCCAGCCUACGGGCGUCAGGACCAAGCUGGAUUUUCAGCAGUAUGUUUUUGUCAACCAGAUGUGCUACCAUGUUGCCCUGCCUUGGUAUUCAAAGUAUUUCCCUUACCUCGCUUUAAUCCACACCAUUGUUUUGAUGGUCAGUAGCAAUUUCUGGUUCAAGUACCCAAAGACGAGUUCCAAAAUAGAACAUUUUGUUUCCAUUCUCGGGAAAUGUUUCGAGUCGCCCUGGACUACUAAAGCGCUGUCUGAGACGGCGUGUGAGGACUCGGAGGAGAACAAGCAGAGAAUCGCCGGUGCCUCCACCCUCCUGAAACAUCUGUCCACGAGCAGCGAGGAGGGUAGUCCCAACCAGCCGGUCCCAGCACUGACUAAGUCGGGGGUUGCGUUUUCUGCCGAAAAGCUGGUUAGUGAAAUUCCCUCCAUGACCAUUCUGGACAAGAAGGAUGGUGAACAAGCAAAGGCGUUGUUCGAAAAAGUCCGUAAGUUCCGAGCCCACGUGGAGGACAGCGACUUGAUUUACAGGCUGUAUGCCAUCCAGACAGUCAUCAAAACAGUCAAGUUCCUUCUGAUCUUGUGCUACACCAUGACUUUUGUUGCCUCUAUAGAUUUUGACCAUGUGUGUGAGCCUGAAAUAAAGCAUUUGACUGGGUACACUAAGUUUCACUGCACGCAUAAUAUGGCCUUCAUGUUAAAGAAGCUCCUUGUUUGCUAUAUAGCUCUCAUAUGUGUCUAUGGCGUCAUCUGCAUUUACACGCUGUUCUGGCUUUUUCGACGCCCACUCAAGGAGUAUUCCUUUGAAAAGGUCAGAGAGGAGAGCAGCUUCAGUGACAUCCCUGAUGUCAAGAAUGACUUCGCAUUCCUCUUCCACAUGGUUGACCAGUACGAUCAGCUGUAUUCAAAGCGUUUUGGCGUUUUCUUGUCAGAGGUCAGUGAAAACAAACUUAGAGAAAUCAGUCUGAACCAUGAGUGGACCUUUGAGAAAUUGCGGCAGCACGUGACGCGCAGUCCUCAAGACAAAUUGGAGCUUCAUCUUUUCAUGCUCUCUGGUGUGCCAGACGCCGUGUUCGAGCUAACUGAUUUGGAAAUCCUCACUCUUGAACUAAUCCCGGAGGCGAGGAUAACCGCUAAGGUCUCACAAAUGCUAAACCUCCAGGAGCUGCAUCUCUAUCACUGUCCAGCCAAAGUGGAGCAGACUGCUUUCAUUUUUCUUCGCGAUCACCUCCGGUGCCUUCAUGUCAAGUUCACAGAUGUUGCUGAGAUACCAAACUGGGUGUACAUGUUGAAAAACUUAAGGGAACUUUACUUAGUUGGUAACCUGAACUCCGAAAACAAUAAAAUGAUUGGACUCGAGUCUCUGCGAGACCUCAGACACUUGAAGACUUUGCAACUGAAAAGCAACCUCACAAAGAUACCGACAAACAUAACUGACUUGUCCCCGCAUCUGCUCAAGCUGGUCAUUCAUAACGAUGGUACAAAACUUCUAGUGCUAAACAGUUUGAAGAAAAUGUUGAAUCUCACCGAGCUGGAGCUUCUCAACUGCGAGCUGGAGCGAAUUCCCCACGCCAUUUUCAGUUUGAACAACCUUCAGGAGCUCGAUCUCAAAUCGAACAACAUUCGUACCAUUGAGGAGGUCAUUAGCUUUCAGCACCUUAAGAGGCUAACGUGCCUCAAACUUUGGCACAACAAGAUCAUUGCAAUUCCCUUGUCGAUCAGCCACGUAAAGAACCUCGAGUUGCUCUAUCUCUCGCACAACAAGCUGGAAACGUUGCCCUUACCGUUAUUCACGCUUCUCAAGCUGAGGUAUCUUGACGUGAGCCAUAACUCCAUAGUGUCUAUACCGCUGGAGAUUGGCUUCCUGCAGAACCUCCAACAUUUUGCCAUUGCAAGCAACAAAGUAGAGGUCGUCCCGAAGCAACUGUUCAAGUGCACUAAGCUGAGGACGCUGUGUCUCGGCCACAACUGCAUCUCGUCCAUUCCAGAGAAAAUUGGCCAGCUUUCCCAGCUCGCUCAUCUAGAACUGAAGGGAAACUGUCUGGAUCGUCUGCCGGCCCAGCUCGGUCAGUGCUGCCUCCUCCGCAGGAGCUGCCUGAUCGUGGAGGAUCACCUUUUCGACUCGCUCCCCAUAGAGAUCAAAGAACGCAUCAAUCAGGAAUCUAGUGUUUCUCUUGCAAAUGGGUGCAAGUGUCUGAGUGAUGGCCGGUAGUUAAGUCUGUAAAAACACUGGGCGUGUCGCCUUGCUCUAUUAAACCAGUAGUUUAGGAUGCAGCAUCGGUAGAUUUUAUAAUGUUUUAGAAGCUUGAACAGCAAGUACAGUAACAGAGCACACACUGGAGAAAAUAGAUGUCUGAUCACUGAUUAAGCCUUUUAUUUUAAUAAUAUAUGUAAGUGCACAGUAGCAGUUAAAUCACAAAGCUUAUAUCUUUUUGUAUACACAAAUAUUUACAGGACAUCAAGAGAAAGAAAAUUUCUAUCAUCUUUGAAGGAAGCCUCGUUUUACGCCAGAUUUCAUUUUAACUAUAUAAACUUUACUGACCUCUUAAAGUUUCGGUUUGUAUAUAUUAGAGAAAUAGCUGAUCUUUCUGUUCCGGUGCCCAGAUAUGCAGCUAAUACAGACUUUAAUGGGCCAGGUGUUGUUUUUAGAUUUUCUGCCUCACAGCAAUAUGCUAUAUUUCUAACAAAAGUAUUAAAUGUUUUCCAGAAACACUCUUUGAUCUCACUGUUAAAGGUUUUUAUUAGCGGUACUAAUAAAAACCUUGUAAACCUGCCAUGGAAUAGAUGAAUUAUCAAGUCUAAGUCUAAAGUAAAAUGACUAUAACCCCACCAGCAAACCUACAUCCCACUAACACUAAGUCAGACAAUAUGUUUUUUCUGAAGUUUAAAAUGCAUUCAUAUAGGUCAACUGUUGUUACUCAGUUAUCAGGCCAUAUCCCUCCACUGGAUUCUAACCCUGGGGCAGUAGAAUGACGCUUGCAAACAAGCAACAACUGGUCCAUUUCCAUUACCAGCAACGUCUGAAAACCACUGGUGUACUGAUAUCAUGCAUUCCAGCUUAGUCUUCAGUUAUUAUUUAUUUUUGAUACAUUUAUGUACAAAGGAGUAUACAAUAGAUUGUUUUGAUGUCAGGUUUUAUUCCAAUAACCCUUUAUUUAUGUACUUUGUGUCAAUUAUGUCAUUGUCUGCAUUGUUCUUCUUUCUGCACAGCACUUUGUAAACCUGGUUCAAAAUGUGGGAUACUUACAUUCUUUAUACUGUUAUUGUUAUCCCUUAAAGAAUUAAAUGAAAACAAAGAAUAAAAAGAAAAUAAUCCUAAAAACAUUUUGCUGUUUUACUCUGUUAAGUCUGGGACAUGGGAAAUUAAAGCCUUUAACUGGAUAAUCA